UAGGGAUUGGUAUGAUUUGAUGGUUGGGCUUAACAUUCACUAGAAAUGGUAAUAUGUGUAAUGUGUAGGCAGUAUAGUAUGGGUUUAACAUGUGUUGUGUUUGUUAGUAAUAAUAAUUGUGUUGAUGUUUGCAAUGUGUGUGCAAUUAUUGUUGAACUAAAGUCUUAACGCAGAGUUAUAUUGCAAACUCAUAUUAACUGUGAAUCAAGUGUUUGAAUAUUAUUUUUACCACAAAUGUUGUGCUGUUUCUGGCCAUUGAUUCUAUAGUAACGGAAUCCACGGCUACCCAACCAUUGGCCGCACCGACCGAAACACCAUAUCAUCAAAUGGACUCCCAGUCCAUCACUCAAGUGACCAGAGAUUAAUGCAAAGACACACAUGAAUGCAGAUCUGAUUCACAAACAGUAAUAAUAACAUUUGGAUGUAUUAAAUACCGGAGUAAAGCCAAUGGUUUAUAUUAUUAGUGGGGUUUUUGUUGCAUUGAAUAUAUUGUUUUGAUAGCGGAUUGAAUUCUUGUGCCAACAACAACAUAACACACCGGAGCCAACAAACAGUAUGGUAUUGGGUUGUUGGGCCAGCAGGCGAUCCAAAAAGCGCUGGAAGGCAGUGAUUGUUCGCAGUCCAUCACCAGACUGCCGCUGUUCCUGCCAUCGGACCAUUUCUGGGAUCCGUACCCGUGAGGAAUCUGAGACAAGAGUCAGACAAGCAAUUGAUUUGGUGUCUGAGCCUAGGCUUGAAUCUAAGCCAGUCUUAAAUCCUGUUAUUAAAUCAUCACUAAAUAAAACCCAUUUGUUUAGCGAAAAACCAUUAAAUCAGACAUCAUUUGCAUCGACUUCUUAUACGACAAGUGAAAGCAAUUCAACAACGAAACAGAUUGUUAACGACGACAACAAGCGAUCGAUCCGAACGAUUAAUUUAGCGGACAAAUCAUCACAUUAUCCACCGUUUGUAAUGGACAUCACUUACGUUACCGAACGCAUCAUCGCGCUUACAUUUCCCGAUUCGGGCACAAGUGGCACAUAUCGGGCAAAUCUGAAAGAAGUUGUUCAGAUGUUUCGGACCAAACACAAGAACAAGUAUAUGGUUUUCAAUUUGAGUGAACGUCGAAACGAUUUGAUUAAAUUGAAUCCCAAUAUAUGUGAGUUUGGUUGGCACCAGAAUCUUGCACCGCCUCUUGAGAGACUCUGCUCUAUCUGUAAGGCCAUUGAUUCGUGGCUCACGUGCGACAACCAACACGUGGCUGUCAUUCACUCAAAGGGUGACAAUGGACGGACAGGUGUAGUAAUAGCUGCGUUCAUGCACUACACCAAUAUCUGUGCCACCGCUGACCAGGCGCUCGACAGGUUCGCUAUGAAGCGCUUCUAUGACGACAAACUAGAUUACUAUAUGCAACCAUCACAGAGAAGAUACGUUCAAUACUUUUCUGGAUUACUUUCCGGUACCAUUAAAAUGAAUAACAAUCCACUAUUUCUUCAUCAUAUUAUAAUUCAUGGAAUUCCUAAUUAUGACCAAAGAGGCGGUUGUCGUCCAUUUCUUAAAAUAUAUCAAGGAAUGCACACUAUUUACAGGACAGGCAUCUACUCGGCCACUGAUGGCAGAGCAAAGAAGAUAUUUAUUGUAUUGAAUCCAAGUCUCCAAUUAAGAGGAGAUAUUUUGAUAAAAUGUUAUCAUAAAAGGCAAAGUCCUCCGGGAAGAGUACCGAUAUUUCGGAUACAGUUUCACACGUGUACUCUUGAACACGACAGACUUGUUUAUAAUAAGGAUGAGUUGGAUAACGGAAUGGCUGAAAGUCGUUUCCCAAACGACGGAUUCAUCGAAAUUUUGUUCAACAGUUCCUCAGAAAAUAGGCCACAAAACGGUUCGCUAAGCGAUGCCAUCACUCCUAUUGUUGACGAAGCUCUUCACGACUCAAUUGUCAAAUGGGAUUCAUAUGAGAACUUUGAUUUGUCACCAGAGGACAAACCCGAUCCACAAUUGGAUGCAUUUGCCGCUGAACUGAACAAUCCCUCCCAUACUUAUGGUCCGAUCGAUGGUAGUCUAUACGCAACAGUAGCUAAAAGUGGAAGCAAAAAAUCUCCGGUGACUUUCUCUUUGCCAAACAAUUCAAGUGCAGACAAUGCCAGUGAUGAUGGACCACAUACUGUUAGCAUUGACUCAGGAAUAUCUUCAACUGUUUCUGGAAACCCACACCAUAUGGGACAUACAGGCAAUACUAAUGGUGGCUCAGGUUCUAGUGGUUAUCCAUCACCUAUUAAUGUCGAAGUAGAAAUUCAUCACCAAAAUGGUGACGACAGACCACCUAACAGACCCACAACUCAAGAGCAGCAGGAGUUGGAUGAACUAUUGAGUGGAAUGUUAGAACAGGUGCAGUCAUUCCCGGACCACCCGAGUGCCACACUUCGUAAAUCAACGUCAACUACAACACAUAGCUCAUCAUCUGAUACUAACCAUUACUCUUCAAUUACAAGAACAUCAAACACUCCCAGUUUUAGCCAAAAACAUAGUGAAUAUAGUUCACCAAAAUCUUUGUUUAAUGGAAGCAGUGGUCAAACUACUACUACUAGUCCUGAUGUCAUUCAAACACGUUUUCUCACAAAACCAAUAUCCCAGAGUUCCGAUGACAAGAGGCCUUAUCGAACACCAGAAAGUCAACCAUUUUCAUAUGGAGUAACAGCCAGUUCUCCAGCUCUUCAAAGACGAAGAGUAGUGUCUGAAUCAACCGCUUAUGUGACCGAAAAUACAGUGCCUAAGGGUGUAGUCGAGACUGAGCCGAGAGAUGCGGACGACGUGUUUAGUGAUUACGCUUCCUCUUCAUAUCAGGAGACAUUCAGUGAAGAUGGCAUUCCUCUCACUUGGCUUCAGAGACAACAACUCAAACUACGGUCAAAACACGAGGGAAAGUCUAUGCAAGAGAGGUAUUGGAAGGAACAGAAACUCAUUCAAGAAUUUAAAACUGUUGCCAAAAGAAUACCAUCACAAGACUCUUCGCGAGAGUCAUCUCCUCCUUAUUCACAGCCUCUUCAUAUAAAUACAUCUAAUGGAAAGACACCGUACAAAGGAAACACUCGAACAUCACCUUAUAUACCGGCGCGCAGCUCAAGCAAAAACAUUUGGCAAGACUCUGAUCGGCCGCUUCAGCGCCAAAAUUCAGACAUUACUCAUGAUAGGGAACGACCUUUUGUGGCCGUCCAACGGGUACAUCAAGAUGCCAGACAAGUGUUCUUCGAAUCGCAGCCAACACCGCAACAAAUGGCUACUUCGCCAUCGAUAUACGGAAGUGUAUAUCCAUACAAUCAACAUCAAGUCUAUAUACCCGACGCCAAAGAUGGCCUCUUAAUGCAGACACAAGCUGUUGAUGAAGUGGAUUCUGUGCGUCCGAAACACUCUACUCCUUCUUACAAAAGCGCAACCGAAGCACCGACUUCUUGGUCGCCGUCAUUUGUAGGCAGUGGUAGUCCUAAUUCUGAUAGACCGGAAACGCCGGGCUUUCCAAUUACUCCGGGCACUCCUUAUGUCAAUCAAAUGUCAAGAAGUCCACCUUUAUUCAGAAAGCAAACACAAAGUCCAUUGUAUAUGAAUGGACAAAAUGAACAGAACCGAGACUCACAGCCCGGAUCACCCGGAGGUUCAAUAUAUUACGGACAAUCCCAGAGAUCGAGCUUAUUAUCGCUUAAUGAAUCGGAAGUGAUUACACAGCACCCGACUUUCAUUAAAGACACGUCCAGUUAUUGGUAUAAACCUAACAUCUCUAGAGAGGAUGCAAUAAAUAUGUUGAGAGACAAAACCAGUGGAACUUUCAUAGUCCGAGACAGUCACUCAUUUCCCGGUGCUUUUGGUUUGGCACUCAAAGUCGCUACUCCUCCGCCUAAUGUCCAGACAAAAACGGGUGACAUCUCUAGCGAAUUGGUGCGCCAUUUCCUUAUAGAGCCCACAUCUAAAGGGGUUAGACUUAAAGGUUGUCCCAAUGAACCAACAUUUGGCAGUCUAUCAGCUCUGGUAUACCAACAUUCGGUAACACCAAUGGCUCUUCCCUGUAAACUUACAAUACCCAACUCUGACAUAUCGGGUGACCUAUCAGUCGACUCAAUAAUGAACAGUUUGACGAGUGAUUCUUCGGCAACACUGCUGGCAGAGGGGGCCGCCUGUAAUAUAUUAUAUUUGGUCACCGUUGACAUGGAAUCACUGACAGGUCCUCAGGCAUUACGAAAAGCAAUUACUGAAAUGAUUUCAAUGAAACCGCAACCCAUGCCUACUGUUGUUCACUUUAAAGUGUCGGCUAAAGGAAUAACUUUGACAGAUAAUCAUCACCGACUAUUCUUUCGACGACAUUAUCCAUUGAUAUCAAUAAGUUUUUGUGGAAUAGAUCCGGACUGUCGACAGUGGAAACACCAAAUCGAAGCCAUUCCUUUGCCUUCUGGUCAAUGUAUAAUAUUUGGAUUCGUUGCCCGAAAAACUGGUAGCAAAACGGAUAAUCAGUGUCACGUGUUUGCCGAGUACGACGCCGACCAACCGGCCUCUGCUAUCGUCAACUUUGUUAACAAAGUUAUGGCAACUAAUCCGACACAAUCACAACAGAGACAGAAUAUUAUUUAAAAAAAAAACGGUCCGUCCGUUUGAAUACACAGAUACUCCACUGAGUUGGGCUCUCAAUGACGACACACCGAGCGUGAGAUCAGUCCUGUGAGCCCUAAAACAACAAGCGAUGCCCUUCCGGAGUGCAGCUCCCAUAUGCUGUGUGUGUGUCGACACACAUAACAAAUCUAAUGCAAGAUUUAUAAAAUUAACUUUUGACUAUUACCUAAUUCAUUUGGCAGCCAAUAAUAAAUUUUACAAAAAGUGCCUAAAUUUGUGUUUGGUUUUGCAAAAUAAUCAAUUUUGUUAUUAAAUUU
Oppia nitens is the source of this 4889-nucleotide messenger RNA. RefSeq names its product tensin-1-like (gene by). NCBI's taxonomy places the organism in Eukaryota, Metazoa, Arthropoda, Arachnida, Sarcoptiformes, Oppiidae. The transcript has 12 exons. Bases 556 to 4593 code for a protein of 1345 amino acids. Gene Ontology annotation, molecular function: protein binding. The record is from RefSeq and is a predicted model, not a curated record.